Molecule: messenger RNA, 261 nt
Organism: Bipolaris victoriae FI3
Lineage: Eukaryota; Fungi; Ascomycota; Dothideomycetes; Pleosporales; Pleosporaceae
Exons: 2
Coding region: 1-261 (86 amino acids)
Source: RefSeq, a predicted model, not a curated record
AUGACCACACGACUACCACAGCUCGUCAAUUGCACAGACACUAUGAACUUCCGAGGCGUGACCACUGACCAGCACAGACGUAACUUUGCCUUUGACGCUACCCACCUCAGAACCACACUUGGUCGCAGCAGCGCUUACUCAUGCAACAUUGUCUACGCUGACAUGAAGUUUUUUUUCGACCUAAUCGUCAUCCUUUAUUCUCCGCAGACCGAACCCAUAGCUCUCGCCGUGGAAGCAAAAGCUUCUGCGAGCUUCGCUUAA